AUGAGUUUUAUAAAAAAAGCUAGUUUAACCAUUUUGGUUCUUUUGUCUGUUUUAGCAAUUUCUAUAUUUGUUUUAGAAUAUAGAGAUUAUAACGGAACUGUUUAUCAUAAUUUUGAAAAAUAUGGUAAAGUUGAGAUAUCUAGAGACAAUUAAGGAAUUCCUCACAUUAAGGCUAAAACGUUUUUGGGUGCUGUUUUUGGAUAAGGAUAUGCACAUGCUUAAGAUAGAUUAUUUUAAGUGUUUAUAAAGACUAAACUUGCAAGAGGAGAAAUGAGUUAGUUGAAGGGAGAAGCUGGAUUACCAUAUGAUAUAUUUUUCAAAACCCUUGGAUUAAAAAGGAUAGCAGAAGAAAUAAUAGAAAAACUACCAAAGGAAGAACUUGAAAUAGUUCAAGCAUAUUGUGAUGGAUUUAACCUUUAUCAAAAGGAGCUUCAUGUUAGACCAAUAGAAUUUAUUAUCACUGGAGCUAGCUUAUAAGAAUAUACUCCAGUUGAUAUUAUGAUAAAUGACAGAAUGAUAUUUCUCUUGCUUGGAUAUGAAUAUGUCUUUGAACCAAUCAGGACUAGUUUAGCUAACUAAUUUAAUGAGGAAAUUGCUAUUAAAAUGUUUGCUGGAAAUACAGAUUCUUAGUUUGUAGAUGUUACAAUAACUAAUGAUGAAGAUUUGAAAAGGUAAAACCUUUAUGAAAAAUUUGUGAAAGGUAAAUCAUUUUCACACAGAGCUGAAUUUACAGAAGAAUAAAAGCAAGCUUUUAUCACCUCUUCUCUACAAGAAGUGCUAUUAGAAUUAUAAUCAGUUUUACUGCUCUUUACCAUAAAUAACUCAUUUAAUAAUACUUCCACAACUAAUUACGUUCCUAAUGGUAGUAAUGCAUGGGUUGUUCAUGGAAAUCAUACAAAAUCAGGAAAACCUAUCCUUGCCAGUGACCCUCAUUUAACAAAUAAUAUCCCUUCCGCUUAAUAUUAAAAUGAAAUAAUUAUUGAGGAUGAAGGAGUAAACGCAAUAGGUGCUACAUUAGCUGGUAGUCCUCUUAUAUUAAAUGGAAGAACUGAUUAUUUAGCUUGGGGAAAUACUGUUCUUUUUGCUGACACUUCUGAUCUAUACAAAGAAGAAAUAAAAGAUGAUAAAUAUCUUGUUGAUGGAGAAUGGAGAUAAAUUAAAACUGUUUAAGAAAAAAUAUAUAUUAAAGGAAAGGAAGAACCAUAUAUUUUAGAUGUAAAUUAUACUCAUAGAGGACCUAUUAUUUCAUAUAAGUUUGAUAAAUUUGCUCCAAACCCUUUAAUUUAAUUAGGCUUUUCAGCUUCUAUUUGCUGGAAUGGAGAAAUCAAAUAAGCAACACAAAUUAGAGCAACCUAAAAAAUCUUAAGAGCAAAAACUCAUUAAUAAGUGUUAGAAGGAUUUGGUGAUAUUGUAGGUCCAGUACUAGCUGUUUCUUAUGCUACUGCUGAUGGAGAUAUUGGCUUUUAUGGAUAUGGUAAGAUACCUAUCCAUAAAAACACUAUUCAAUCUUAGUUUAUAAAAGACGGUACAACAACAGAGUAAGACUGGGUUCGUUUUACUACCCCAUCAGAAUAACCAUAAUCUCAUAAUCCUACAAAGGGAUAUAUUGUUACUGCUAAUAAUAAAUUUGCUACUGAUAAUAUGAAAGGAUUUUUAUCUGUUAAUUUGAAUUCUACUCCUAGAGCAUACCGUAUAUCUUAAAUGAUAGAAGAGUAUAUUAAAAAUGGAAAGAAAAUAGAUGUUGAGGACAUGAAGAAAAUGUAAGCUGACACUGUUGAUUCAUAUGGCUGUGAUAUUUUGCCUCAUCUUUUUAAACUAUUUAAAGAAAGAGCAUCUAAUAUUCUCAAACCAGAACAAUAUGAAUAGGGAUUAAGAAUGAUUAGCCAUCUUGAAGGUUGGGAUUGCAGGAUUGAUGCAAAUAGCUAUUAAGCAACAAUUUUUAUGGGAUGGGAGUACUUUUUUGCCAAAAGUUUACUCCAUUAAUUUUAGUCGACUGAGUAUGACAGAUAAUUCUUGACUAUGGGACAUUUAUUUGAACACUUUUAUCUUAAGGAAAUUUAAAAAUGGAGCUUAGAAGGAAAUGAAAAAGAUUUUGAUUAAUUCUGGUGUAAAACUGAAGAAAAUAAAGGCUAAUAAUUUUCUUGUCUUUACAAUCUGUUUAUUGCCUUUUCUAAAGUAGAAAGCUAUAUGGAAAAGGAAUUUGGAACACCUGAAGUUAAAAAGUGGGAAUGGGGUAUUAUCCAUACAAAUAAUUAUCCUCAUACAGCCUUUGCAAAUAUUCCUAUCCUCAAUAAAAUAUAUAACAGAUCUGUUUAAAGCUUUGGUAAUAGAAGAACUGUAGCUGUAGCAAUUUAAAAUUGGCGCUUUGGUUCUUUUUCUUCAGCUUAUGGAGCUAAUUAUAGAAUGGUUGCAGAUAUGGAUGAAAAUGGAAAAGAUUUUUGGAUUACCGAUACAGGUGUUUCUGAGAGCGUUCUUUCUCCUCAUUAUGAUGAUUAAUUUAAAAUUCAUAAAAAUUUUGGUUACCUCAGAAUGGAGAGGGGUUUGGAAUCAUUCAAAAAGAAUCAAAAAUAUUUAAAAGUUUUGGAAUAUUAUAAAGAUUCUAAGAAACUAAACAAAUAAAAUAAUACAGAUAUUUGA
Molecule: messenger RNA, 2637 nt
Organism: Tetrahymena thermophila SB210
Lineage: Eukaryota; Ciliophora; Oligohymenophorea; Hymenostomatida; Tetrahymenidae
Product: peptidase S45 penicillin amidase
Exons: 10
Biological process (GO): antibiotic biosynthetic process
Molecular function (GO): hydrolase activity, acting on carbon-nitrogen (but not peptide) bonds, in linear amides
Source: RefSeq, a predicted model, not a curated record